CCGCACGAACCCACCGUUGCCGUACACCUGGUGUUUGAUAAAACAAUCUCCGUUUAGAGAGAGAGAGAGAGGAAGACGAAGAGUUCUGGAGAGAGAGAGUGUGUAGCGAAGGAGAGGGUGCAAGAUCUGAUUGAAACCAAGGUUGGCUGUCUUCGUCCGCGGAGGUGCAAUUUGGUGUAUUCGGAUUUUCUCGGCGAAUUGGGGUCUGCAUGAGCCCUAGAAAUUCGAGUGUUGCUGGGUGAAGGUCUAGAAAUUUAGGUUUUGUGGCUUUUCUCAGCUUUUUGGGGUCCAUAAAACCCUAGUUUUGGUUACUUGGUUGGGAUUUGGAAUAAGUGUUGGUAGGGCAAGUGUGCAGAGAAGAAUUAGGGUUUUGGAUGUAUGGCGUCGGGGCCUAUAGUGGGAGGAGAUGAUGGAGCUAAAGAGAAGCAGAGAUAUGUGGAGAGCAAGGUGUACACGAGGAAAGCAUAUAAAGGACCCAAGAGCAAAGGUAAUGCCUUGCCCGCCGUUGCUCCCAACACUGCUCCAACAACGACAACUGCUAACAAAGAUGACAACAACAACGGCAUGGUCAAGAAUGAUAACGUUGUAGAGACCGAGAAGAAUGAGAACAACGAGUCGGCUCAGCAACCGUCGCAGACUGUAUUGCCCGGGAACGGAAAUUCGGCUCUGCCACAGCUAAAUUCAAGACCCGACGUGGUUUCAGAUGACUCGUCCACCUUAAACCGUCAGCAGAAUGAACCUUCAAGCCUCAACUAUCAGCAGGAUGAGCAUUCGAGCCCCCAUCAUCAGCUGGACGAGCCUUCGAGUUCUAAUCGACAGGAGGAGGCUACUCCCAGUAUUGGGGAGUUGCCGUCAGGAAAUGGUGUUGUAAAGGCAGGAUUGGAUAAUCGAAUCAGGAUAAACUUGUCCUCAAGAUCAAAGCAAGAGAUAUUGGAGCUCAAGAGGAAGCUUGAAAAUGAGCUUGAUACGGUGAGAAGUUUGGUCAGAAAAAUUGACGUGAAACUGGGACAGAUUGGUGAUUAUGGAAAGUCAAACCCGGUGGUGAGUGAUAGGAUUGAUAAUGGCACUGUGGCAAGGCGUGUUCAGUCUGAGGUGGCAUCUGUUGUCCCACGAGAACCUAUCAGGCCUUUGCACCAGUUAAGUUUGUCGGUGCUAGAUAAUAGCCAUGGAACCAGUGAAACUGUUGAGAAGGAGAAGAGAACGCCGAAGGCAAACCAGUUAUAUAGAAAUUCGGAGUUCUUGCUUGGGAAGGAUAAAUUCCCUCCUGCAGAGAGUAAUAAGAAGUCAAAACUGAACGGAAAGAAGCAGGGUGGGGGAGAACUGGGACAUGGUUUUGGAAUGGGAUCAAAAUUUUUCAAAAGCUGUAGUUCAUUGCUUGAGAAAUUGAUGAAGCACAAGCAUGGUUGGGUGUUUAAUGCUCCUGUUGACGUUGAGGGGCUUGGAUUGCAUGAUUAUUUUAGCAUAAUCUCACAUCCAAUGGACCUGGGUACUGUGAAAACUAGGCUUAACAAGAAUUGGUACAAAUCACCCAAGGAAUUUGCAGAGGAUGUGAGACUUACAUUUCACAAUGCUAUGAAAUAUAACCCACCUGGACAAGAUGUUCAUGUAAUGGCAGACCUGCUAUCUAAGAUAUUUGAGGACAGAUGGGCUAUAAUAGAAUCAGAUUACAAUCGUGAGAUAAGAUAUGCAUUGGACUGUAGGACACCUCUACCUGCGCCCUCACCAUUGUCUAGAAAGGCCAUUGCAUUCCCCUCUCUUGAUAUGAGAAGGAUUUUGGAUAGAUCAGAAUCAGUGAUACAAACUCCAAAGUCAGCGCGUGUUACUCCAUCAAGUAGACCUCCUGCUCCAAAGAAGCCGAAGGCAAAGGAUCCUUGUAAAAGAGACAUGACCUAUGAGGAAAAGCAAAAACUUAGUACAAACCUCCAGAGUUUACCUCCGGAGAAGUUAGAUACCAUUGUACAGAUCAUUAAAAAAAGAAAUUCAGCUCUUUCUCAACAUGAUGAUGAGAUUGAAGUGGACAUUGAUAGUGUCGAUGCUGAGACUCUUUGGGAACUUGAUAGAUUUGUGACCAAUUACAAGAAAAGCCUGAGCAAGAACAAGAGGAAGGCUGAACUUUCUAUUCAAAGGGCAGAAUCUGCAAAAAAUGCCCCACAAAAGGCAUCUGAUAUGGUCGAGGUUCCAAAACAAAAUUUAGCAGAUGAAAGGAAUGUACCCACAUCAUUGCAUGCGCCAGGGGAUAAACCAGUGGACAAUGGUAGUAGGUCAAGUAGUUCUAGCAGCUCAAGCAGUGAUUCCGGGUCCUCCUCAACUGAUUCUGAUACUGAAAGCUCCUCAGCAUCCGGAUCUGAUGCAGGAUCACAAGGAACCUGAUUAUAUUCUGUCAGGUCCUCCGAUGCCUCCUCAACUGUGACAUUGGCUUCCUUGACUUCACUUUCAGCUGUCUUUGCCUUCCCCUUUCUCAUCUGUUACUGCAUUUACCUCUUCCUUUCUUGCCUCUGAUUCCUGCUCUAUUUCAACAGGCUUCCUCUCGUCUUCUUUCUCACCUGCCAACUGAGCUAAGUUUUCUGGUAUUUAGAGUUAGCUAAUGAUGAGAUGGUUGCCUAAUUUGAUGAUCUGAAGCCGAAGCUUCCAAUAUUAUGGCUCUAAAUUUUACAGCUGAUGUAUAGAGGAAGCAUUCUCAUGCCAACAGUGAUCCUACCAACGCAAUUCAGGAUUCUUGGUGUUAUGCAAAGAAAUUCUGUAAUUCCAAGUUCUUGGAGUAAUUAUUGGUUCACAUGAAAUCUCAUUCCAUUUGGUAGCCUGAGUUUGGCAUUGGGUUGGUUAGAGUCGCAUUAGAGAGAUAUUGCUUUGUUUUUACAAUCAAGGGAGGUCGCUUUAAUUCUCUGGUCUGUGCAAAAAGUUUUGGAAGAUUUGAUCUUGAGCAAUCAGCAAUGAGUGAGGAGAAGUAAUAAUCUUUCAUGGCUAUCGGGUGGCUGAGACGAUGACAGUUGUACAGUUGAUGUUUUGUUCAAACAUAGCAUAGUUCGUAGGCCCCGUAAUGAUGAACUUUGAUCCAUGAACUCUUUCCAUUGGAGUGGUAAAUUCUGGAGGCGAAGAGCUUGUGACGUU
This is a messenger RNA of Prosopis cineraria, 3108 nucleotides long. RefSeq names its product transcription factor GTE4. NCBI's taxonomy places the organism in Eukaryota, Viridiplantae, Streptophyta, Magnoliopsida, Fabales, Fabaceae. Gene Ontology annotation, molecular function: protein binding. The coding region runs from base 379 to 2370 and encodes 663 amino acids. The transcript is spliced from 8 exons. The record is from RefSeq and is a predicted model, not a curated record.